Molecule: messenger RNA, 1383 nt
Organism: Micropterus salmoides (largemouth bass)
Lineage: Eukaryota; Metazoa; Chordata; Actinopteri; Centrarchiformes; Centrarchidae
Product: granzyme B(G,H)-like
Exons: 5
Coding region: 247-1122 (291 amino acids)
Biological process (GO): proteolysis
Molecular function (GO): serine-type endopeptidase activity
Source: RefSeq, a predicted model, not a curated record
AUAAUUGAAUAAUAAUAAAUGUAGCAGAGAUUAAAUGGGUUAAAAUAACAGACUGUUAAACUCAUCAUGUGCUGAUCACAUAAUGUAUUUAUGUGCUUCAGGCUGCUGAGGCAGAAGAACCGCAGCCUUUAUAUUUACUGUAAAAAUAUCAGCACUGCACGAUGCUUCAAAUCUUUACUGACCACAGGCACUCGUCAUUACAAGACAAGGUUGCAUUGAUGCACAGAGUAAGCGGCUUAAGAAGUCAUGGUGAAGCAGAUAAAAACCACGGGGUUGCUUACUGAGAAAACUGCUGUAUAUAAGGGUCAUGUAUUGUCACCCCAAAGACAACAAGCUGAGUUUGCUCCCAGCAUGAUGCAUCAACUGCACAAGUUUCUGCUUUUUUAUCUUCUGACAUAUCUUGGACUUGCACAUGGUGGUGAAAUCAUAAAUGGUAAAAAGACCCCGGAGAACUUAAUGCUGUUUAUGGCUUCAGUGCAGAACAACAUGGGUCAUGUAUGUGGAGGAUUCCUCAUCAGUGAAGACUUUGUGGUCACUGCUGCGCACUGUGACCGCCAGAAUCCUACAAGUGUUGUUCUUGGCACCCACAAUCUCAGGAAGGUUGAUAAUGACACGAUGAGAUACAGUGUAAAGAGAUGCAGGUAUCCAUCUUUUGACAAUGAACGAUAUGGUCAUGACAUCAUGCUUCUCAAACUGUUUAAGAAAGCUCGACUGGGCAAAAGAGUUCAACCAACUCAACUUCCCAAGACUGACAUUAAAAUAAAAGAUAAGGAGAAGUGCCAUGUCGCUGGAUGGGGUUGGACUCAAAGUCGUGGUAAAGUUGUUGAUGUACUGCAAGUGGUGGACGUGCCCUUUGUCAACCUGGAGGUCUGUAAGAAAGAAUGGGCUGCUAUUGGUGGUAAUCUUCCUGACAAUGUUAUCUGUGCCGGUGGAUAUGGCACAAACAAAGGAUUCUGUCAGGGUGAUUCGGGUGGUCCUCUGGUGUGCAGUGGGAAGGCUGUUGGUGUCGUGUCUUUCAACAUGAGAAAAAACUGUGACUACCCAAAUGUUCCUAACGUCUACACAAAUAUAUCAAAAUACCUUUCCUGGAUCAAAAAUGUUCUCAAGCAAAAGGAUUGUUAAAUAUAGCAUACCUUUACUGUGUUGAACUGCCUUCCACUUAGCAUCAGGUCUGCUGGAAACUCACUUUUACAGAAUGGCCUUUCUUAACAAUUAACAUCUUUAUUUCUUUGGAAAUUAGUUUUUGUUUUUUGCUUGAAAAAUGCUUUUUAAAUAAAAGUUUUUUUUAUUUUUAUUAUGUUAUUGUGGCGAUAUUGCUGUGUUUAAAUCUCACUGUCAAUGUUUAAUCUGAAAUGCAAAAUAAAACCUCAGUGUCAAAUGUCA